Molecule: messenger RNA, 2293 nt
Organism: Lactuca virosa
Lineage: Eukaryota; Viridiplantae; Streptophyta; Magnoliopsida; Asterales; Asteraceae
Source: the annotation of a GenBank genome assembly
CGGGACAAAAAUGUGACAAAACAGUCAUCCUUCCGAUUUUGCCCUACGAUUGAAUGCCUCCACAGGAAGAACAUCCAUCGACGACGAUUUUGCCAUUCCAUCGAUGCUGCUAUCAAGUUCGACUGUUGCUUCCAAUUCCGAUAUGUUGCUCGACUGUGUCAGCUUCCUCUGACCAUUCAACAGGCAACCAUAAAGAUUCUGAACAGGAUGUAUCUGACCUGUUCCAUAUCCUGAUUGAUACCACUCUCAUUCAUACCCAAUGAAGCUUACAUGUUUGAGCCAAAGUAGGGGUUACAAUCUUCCACCAUGCCACAUGGUGAACUUAUCUGGUUUCCACAUCUUAUUUGAUUGCCCACUUGACCUCUCUGCUAUAACAAUCUUCUCCCCUGUAUCUACUAGUUUAUAUGAACAGACAUUCACUACUCCAUCUUCAAAGAAACUGCUUGAUAGUAACAAUUUAAUACCUAUAGAACCUUACUAUAAAACCAUUGAGGGUGUUCACCUAUGGAAUGUUUCUUUGAUUGAUGUUGUAUUGAUAUCAAGUCCAAUGGGCAUGCUAGGGUUGCCAUUUCUUACUCGAUCCAAAGGUUUUUCUGCUAAGAUAUAUGCAACUGAAGCAGCAACAAGGGUCAGUGAGUUUAUGAUGAAGGAUCUUGUUGCUAUGCAUAUGGAAUUUAAGCAAUUAUAUGGACCUCAGGAAACUAACUUCCUUCAGUUGUUUAAUUGGGAAGAGCUUGAAGCUCUUCCUUCUUCACUCAAAGAGAUAGUUCUUGGUAAGGAUGGGACCUACCUCGGGAGUUGGAUGCCACUAUACAGUGCAGCUGAUGUGAAGGACUGUAUGCAAAAAGUUGAGACUCUUAAAUAUGCAGAAGAAGCUUGCUAUAAUGGCACUUUGAUCAUGAAGGCUUUUAGCUCUGGUUUAGAAAUAGGCGCAUGUAAUUGGAAUAUUAAAAGUCCAAAAAGGAAUAUUUCAUAUAUUUCAAACUCUAUAUUCUCAUCUGGGGUUGCAAUGGAUUUUGAUUUCCAUGCUCUUAUAGGAAGUGAUGCUCUUAUAUAUUCUGAUUUUGCUUCAACUCUUGGUAGUGACAAUGCAAAUACUCUGGAAUUCAAUGCUGAUGAUUUCUUGUUGAAUUCUGAUGAAAGAUCAGAAGAAAUGGAGAAAAUGAACUUCAUAUGCUCAUGUUCAAUGGACUCUGUAAAAGAUGGUGGUUCUGUUCUAAUUCCCAUUGGGAGGCUUGGAAUUGUUUUGCAGCUUUUGGAGUUGUUUGCUUUGCAUAUUGACUCAUCUGAUAUGAAGGUUCCUAUAUUUAUCAUCUCUAGUGUAGCAGAAGAAUUACUGGCAUACACAAAUAUUUUACCAGAAUGGCUAUGCAAGCAUCGACAAGACAAGAUGUACUCUGGGAAGGCGGUUUUUGGUCAUGAAGAGCUGAUAAAGGAGAAAAAGAUCCACAUAUUUCCAACACUUGAUUCACAUGAAUUAUUAAUGAUGUGGCAGGAGCCAUGCAUAGUGGUUUGUCCUCACUGGAGUUUGAGGCUGGGACCCGUUGUACAUUUACUUCAUCGUUGGCAUGGGGAUCCAAAUUCUCUGCUUGUUCUUGAGGAAGGAAUUGACACUGAUCUAGCACUCUCACCUUUCAAACCUAUAGCAAUGAAGGUUUUGGAAUGCUCCUUUUAUUCUGGCAUAAAAUUGGAGAAAGUUCCACAAUUGCUGAAAAUGCUACACCCAAAACAAAUUUUGCUCCCGGAUUACACAAAACAGUUUUUUGAACCUUUGAGCAAAUCAUUGCCAUGUUUAUUUUACACGGAAUUCGAAACACUUCGCUUACCAAAUUCCAAGAAUCUUUCUGAGCUAAAUAUCGCAACAAACUUGGCCUCACAACUCACUUUCUCAAAGUUGAAAAAUGAGGAGUUGAGCAUGUCAAGGUUAAAAGGCGAGCUCUAUUUGGAACACGGGAAACAAUAUUUAGUUGGGGGAAAAGAGGUGAAGGUUUUGGAAACCGAGAUCGGGCCAUUGGUGCAUUGGGGUAAGGUUGAUUUAGAGAGUUUAGUGGUGGAAUUGGAGAAGAUUGGGGUAAAAGGGUCAUUUGAAUGUGGAUCAAAUGUGGUGAAUGUGGUUGAGCCUAAGAGGGGUUUUGUAGAAGUUAAAGAAACAAGUGUUGUUAUUAGUAGUGGGGAUGAGAGUUUAGGGUUACUCAUUUCUGAUGUGGUUCAUAGCCUUCUAAAUGGUAUUUAACACAAACUUGCUCUUAUUAGGGGAUUGCUUAUAUAACUCGAUAAACAUUUUAAAAAAAAA